AUGGGCCGCGUGGCAGACGCGGCCCGUCUGCCUCCCGUCCUCGGCUUCAUUGUCGCUGGCUUCUGCUCAAGACCCAUCACCGACUCCAUCACUGCGUCCGCCGCACCCUACAUACAGACGCUCGCUUUCCUCGUCGUCCUUGUCCGCGCCGGUCUUGAAAUCGAGCUCACUGACCUGAAUCGCGUCACGGUGCCGCUCGGCCUGCUGCCGGUGCUUGCAGAUGGAUCAGCAAUCAUGGCGACUGCGAUGUACUCGCUCGGCUUCUCGCUCACCGAAGCCGGGGCGCUCGCCUUCAUCCUCGCGUCCCUGGGUGACGGGCUUGUGAUCCCGCUCAUGCUCGAGCUCAAGCCACUCAGGCUGGGCCCGAUGCCGCGCCUCAUGUUCACCGCAGCACCGCUCGAGGCUUGCACGGCGCUCUUUACCUUUGGCGUCUUUGAAGGCUUCGCAGCCGCCGGCGCGAACGACCAGCCGGCGUGGUCCGUCAUCUUGCUCGGCGUCGUCGUCAAAUUUGUCGCGACGCUCGUCGUUGCGCUGGGUCUCGCUGGAGCCUUUGUCUUUCUCGUCGAGGAGAGGCCCCGCUUCACGGUUUGUGGCCAACCCUUCUUCACGGGGCAGCCACAGGAGGAGCUUCUAUUCGUGUGUGCCGCCGCACUUCUCGCCUACGGCCUCGCUGAUGACGAGUUUAUCGUAAUGUCCAACGGUUACGGCGGAUCACUCCUGCACAAGGACCUCGCAGUCGUGGGGGUGGCCGUGUUCUACGCUGCCCUUCGCCCGUCCAGCGUCCACAGCCUCGAGCACAUGUUCGCCUCAAUUUGGACGUUUGGCGCCCUCUUCCUAUUCAUCCAUCUCGGCGCGCGCAUUGAGCUCGGCUCGUUUCUGCGCCUGCCGUCUGUUUUGCCGCUGCUGCUUGCAGGGUUGGCUGCCCGCGCUGUCGCCUAUGCAGCCGUGCUGCUCGCGACCCUGCCCUCGCGCUUGCAGCACGACCGUCACGCCUGCCACAACCUCGUCUACGAGUGGGGAUUCGCCCUCGUCGCCUCCCUCCCCCGGGCCACCAUCCAAGGUGCCCUCGCAGCCAUCCCGGCAAACAUGGGCCUCUUCAGCCACGAGAAAAAUGAGUUUAUGCGCGAGGCGGGCGUGCUGUGCAUCGCGAUCAUGGCGCCCGCUGGGGUCGUGCUCCAGAAGGUACUCGCGGAGCCGCUGCUGCGCAGGUGCAGGUACGACGAGGACGAGGCCAACGAGGACCCGCAGGCGUAUGUUCCAAAUGUGAGCCGCCGCGUCUCGCAAGAGUACGGGCGGCCGAAGCGCUUCGAGAAGGAGUGGGAGCACGCAGCGCGGCAGGAGAUGCCAGCACUCGAGGUGUCGGCGAGCACGAUCCACCGCAUCCACAGGGAUGGCGAGGCCGCAGAUCCGAUCCGCCGCCGCCCAGUGAUACACCGCCAGCACGUCUUUGCGCAGACCGCGCCCGUGCUCGACGAGGGGGGUUCGCCAUCGGGCCGGGGCGACGUACCGGCCCUCCGUGGAGAGCUUCUUCGGACGGUAUCCGAGGGUGCCUACUCGGAGGGUCGUCACGAUGACUUUGGCGACAUGUUUCUCAUCGACCGGAGAAACCGGCCGGCGAUGAGGCAGCCCCUCAAAACGGUGUCCGGGCCUCCAGCGCUGUGA
Molecule: messenger RNA, 1662 nt
Organism: Emiliania huxleyi CCMP1516
Lineage: Eukaryota; Haptophyta; Isochrysidales; Noelaerhabdaceae
Exons: 1
Coding region: 1-1662 (553 amino acids)
Source: RefSeq, a predicted model, not a curated record